Messenger RNA from Eupeodes corollae, 805 nucleotides. RefSeq lists its product as uncharacterized. The transcript has 3 exons. The coding region runs from base 145 to 624 and encodes 159 amino acids. Gene Ontology annotation, biological process: regulation of synaptic transmission, cholinergic; positive regulation of voltage-gated potassium channel activity; sleep. The record is from RefSeq and is a predicted model, not a curated record. NCBI's taxonomy places the organism in Eukaryota, Metazoa, Arthropoda, Insecta, Diptera, Syrphidae.
UCAUUUGUCAUUCGAAUUUUGGUGAAAACAUUUAAGGGCGUUGUUUUGUUAGUUUUAUUUAAUUGUUAAUUAAUUUCGAGUUUUUGUUUAUUAUUUGACAAUUUAAUUAAUAAAAAAUAUAUUUAAACAUAUCCGUCAAACAAAAUGAAAACUUUCGCAAUAUUUAAACUCCUAAUUUUAUCAAUUACCAUUCAGCAAACCUUUGCUAUUUGGUGCUAUCGUUGCACUUCAGCCACACCUGGAUGCGGAGACAAUUUCAACUGGCGUGGUAUUGGGUAUUGGGGAGAACAUUGUCCCGAAGACGAGGACAUAUGCGUUAAAGUAACCGAAAGACGAGGAGCUAAAGAGACAAUUAUAAGAGAAUGCUUGAGUGCCCUCAACUUCAGAACAGACAUUCCCGCAGACAAAUACGAAGGUUGCCGUAAAGCAGCAGUCGAUGGGCGAUUGGCUCACUACGUGAAUCACACAGUCAAGGAACACGACGUGCGUAGGGAUUAUUUCACAGAUGUCGAAUACUGCUUUUGCUUCCUCGACCAUCGAUGCAAUGGAGCUUCAACUAUGACCACAAAUAUCGCAGUUUUGGCGAUUGCAUUAGUUGGCUACCUUGCAGUUGCCCUAAGUUAAGAUCGAAUCGAAUUAUUUUUUAAGUCAAAGAAACACAUUCCGUCCAAAAGUUUGUACAAAAAUCCGAUUUGUAUAGUUUUUAUUUUACAACUAAAACCGUGCCUUUUUGUAAAGUUUUUAACAAUCUUUUUUAUAGAAACAAUUUAAAUAAAUUACAAAACCAUUUCUUUUUUAAUAUAAA